UUCCGCAUCCAGUAAUUAGGCCUUCACGACAGGCAUCUUGUUGUGGUUGAUCACCGACAUAUGGCUGCGCCACAUGCGGGUUGCACGGAAGGGUCAGAUGGUCCCCGCCCGUGGUCAAGCGGCUCACCGGCUCAGCACCUCAGCGCCUGGCCAGCUGCUCCCAAACUCAACCAGACACGGGCAACGCAGACUCUGAGCGACGGCUCGCCUGCAAACGCGGGGCGGACGCGACGACCUUCCCCCACAGGCUACCCCAGAUCAGGCGGUUACGUACAGGCCGUCUGUCACGCCAUAUAAGUGUCGCUCGAGGCCUGCACCCGCUGGAAAGCGCAGUUACCCGGAGUCCAGUACAUAGAUUGCGCAUGUGCAUGUCGCAAUCAUGUCUGGCUCCAACGCAUCGCCGCCGCGCUCAGGCCCAUCGUCGCACACCCGCACCUACCAGGCCUGCAUCCCGUGUCGCCGCCGCAAGGUGCGCUGCGACCUGGGGCCCGUCGACAACCCGCACGACCCGCCGUGCGUUCGCUGCCGCCGCGAGAGCAAAGAGUGCUUCUUCUCGGCGACGCGGCGCAAGCGGAAGCAGGACGGCGAGGACGAGGCCGACGAGGCCGACGACUACGAGGUGCGCAAUGCGCGCAAGCGGAGCCGGCCCAGCGAGGUCGAGCACCACGAUGUCACGGCCGUCAAUGCCGCCGCCUACGUCUCGCAGCCGCUGACGCCGGGGGGCUCCAUCGGCCGCUAUGAGCCGCUGCGCCGGCCGACUACGGCUGCAUCGAUGCACGCCGUCGAGCACAGCGAAGAGGACAUCAAGGCCCACAACGAGUCGGUCGCGACGCUGCAGACGGGCGAGAUCUACAGCGGCCACGAUGCCCUGAACCUGCUCUUUGAGGCCGCCCGCAACGGCGGCAUGGACAUGCACCACCGCACCGCCAGCGCCUCGAGCAUCCAGCGCCCGACCAUGGGCAGCACCCCGGGCUCCAGCUUCGCCGCCAGCCCGCACGUCACCGUGCCGCAUGUCAGGAGCGACUCGCGUGCAGCGGCCGAUAACGUGGACCCGGCCAUCACGCAGCCGCCGCCGCCGCCGCCGCAGCCGCCGCAGCCGCAGCCGCAGCACCCCGUCCUGCCCGACCCGCCCAACGAGGCAGCCUUCAGCGAUGCGAUCCAGGCGUGGACCAGGUUCCGCUUUGUGCGCGCCGGCUGGUUGACCGCGAAGGAGGCCAUUGCAUACAUGGACUACUUCUACGCCUACCUGUCGCCCCUGACGCCCAUCGUUGUGCCAGACUACCGCGACCAUGCCUAUCACGGGAAGCUGCUGAAGGAGGAGCCCAUGCUUGUCAUCACCUUGCUCACCAUUGCAUCGCGCUACUCACAGCCCAGCGGCACCACCAGCGCGGGCGCAGCAUCACGCGCGUAUCUGAUCCACGAGAAGCUCUGGAAGUACUUGCAAGGCAUGAUCGACCGCAUGAUCUUCGGACAGGAGCAGUUCGGCGGGGGCUUCUGCGGUGCGGGCCAGCAGCCCGGGUCAGACGUGAACCCGCUCUCCAGGAAAGGGCUGCGCACGCUCGGCACGGUCGAGAGUCUGAUGCUGCUGACCGAGUGGCACCCGCGCGCUCUGCACUUCCCUCCCGGCGACGACGACGACGAGCUUGUUCUCCCGGACGAUUUGGAGCACGAGAAAGGUCCAAAGGCGGACAUGUACAAAGGCGUGGGCGAUAAGCGUAUCGAUAGCUGGCUAGAACCGUGUUGGCGCAGCGACCGCAUGUGUUGGAUGCUGCUCGGCAACGCCAUGACGCUCGCGUUCGAAAUCGGUGUGUUCGACGAAACCAGCGAGACCGAGUUCGAGCAGGCAAACCAGCACCUCUCUCACGCCACUGUAAAGUCGUACUUUCGCCGAAAGAACCAUCUCAAGAACCUGCUUAUCAUAUACGUCACCCAGACCAGCGGUCGGCUGGGACUGACGUCGAUGCUCCCCAAAAUCGACCAGCGCGAUGAGAACUUCGUCGGCGGGCCAACGCCAAACGAGCUGUACCAGCAGCGCGUGAGCGACAUCAAAGCGCCCCCGAUGCAAUUCGGCACGCGGCCCAGCGCUGCGCAAGACGGCCACCGACUACCGCUCGAGUCCGUGGCGCACCAGGAACGCCAUGCCGUGCAGGACUUGGUGCUCGACUUCUGGACCCGCAUAGCCAAGGUCAUGGAAAUGGGGAAUCUGAAGCUCUUCUCCAACCGGCGGAAAACGCGCGAACUGCUCAAGUCGGGGCAGUACGAGGACAUGCUCAAGUUCUUCCAGGGCCCGCUGAUGGAAUGGAAGAAUUGCUUCGAUCGCGCUCCUCAAGUCCCAACCCAACUCCGCCACGUUCUCAUCAUAGAGUUCGAAUACACCCGCGUGUACCUCAACUCGCUCGCACUCCAAGCCGUCGUCGAGCGCUGCACACACAACACCCCCCUCCAAUCACACGCCAAUCUCUCCACAGCCCCAAACGGCACAGGCACAGCGCCCGCCCCCACCGACGGCGGUGCGAUCCCCUUCAGCACGCUAACAAAAUGGUACGCAAACGACCGGCACUACAUCAACGAAGUCAUCGACGCCUCGCGCAACGUGCUCAAAGUCGUCGUUGACGGCCUCUACCCGGGCGACUACCUGCGCCACGCGCCCGUGCGCACAUUCUUCCGCAUCGUCAGCGUCGCCAUCAUCCUGCUGAAAACCUUUGCGCUCGGCGCGACAGAAGAAGACGUCGCCGUCAGCCUGGCGCUGCUGUCCGGCGCCGUCGACGCCCUGCGCACCAGCAUCGUCGACGACGUGCACGUCGGCAACCGCUUCGCCGACCUCGUCGAGACGCUCACGCACCGCAUACGUAGCCGCUUCGUGCGCCUCGCCGCAAAUGGAUCGACGGGCCUCAGUCGUGCUGGAUCUCGAUCGCCCAUCUCCGCGCCCCUGAUGCCGCCGCCCGCGCCCCUGAUGCCGCUGGCAGGGAGCUACAUGGGCUCCAACUCGACCGUGUUCCCCGGCCACGGGACGGGCCACGGGACGGGCACAAGCGUGCCCGGCUCGCCCAGUCUCGGGCUUACCGCAAGCGGCCGCGCAACGCCCAUCUCCCAAUCGCUGUGGGGCAUCAGCGCCGAGCUGUACGACCCCAACUCAAACAGCAUCAGCAUCAUGCCCCCGCCAGGCUUCAGUGCGUUUCCGCACCCGAACACCCCCGGCGGCAGCGACGGCAAUGCGGGCACGGCGAACACUCAGGACGGAGGCUCGUGGUCCCAGUGGGCGAAUAGCGGUGCGGGCUGGGGCGGUGCGAACAACGACCAGGACUGGCUGGCGCUGCCACUCGAUCCGCUGCUUGAUCAGUGGGGUGCGGAGAUCAAUCAGACGGCCAUGGGACCGGAUGUUGGGGGCAUGGACAUGCUCGACAUCUUGCUGAACAUGGGAGGGCCGCCUGGAAGCACGUCGUAGGCUUACGAAAGCGCAGAGGCGUCAGGGGGAGCGCGAGUGGACUCUCUCAGCUGCAUGUUUUACUGUCUCAACAUUCACCUGGAAUCUUGUGAUACCCCACCAGCUUCUGCUGUGUCACCUCAUCAUUAUCUUUUUCCUAUCCGCACUGCAUAACGAGAGAAGGGUGGGAGCUUGGAAAUGUAUCAAGUACUCCUCGGUAAUGGAGAAUCAAGCAAACAACAGAACAAACGAUGACCAACAGAAGCAGAAACCAAGAGCGCAUCAUCACCUCCUGAUCGCCCAGACACCCCACAGGAGGUCGUUCAACAGCCAGU
Molecule: messenger RNA, 3759 nt
Organism: Didymella exigua CBS 183.55
Lineage: Eukaryota; Fungi; Ascomycota; Dothideomycetes; Pleosporales; Didymellaceae
Exons: 2
Coding region: 380-3445 (1021 amino acids)
Biological process (GO): positive regulation of transcription by RNA polymerase II; aromatic amino acid catabolic process
Cellular component (GO): nucleus
Molecular function (GO): zinc ion binding; DNA-binding transcription factor activity, RNA polymerase II-specific
Source: RefSeq, a predicted model, not a curated record